AGCAGUAGUGUACCACCUAUUAUUACCUUUUUAAAUUUCUGGCGAACUGGAAAUUUGUUACCUUCUUCGGACAAUGAUAAAUAAUAUAAUGUAAUUAUUAUUGUCAGUUCCCUCCAAAAUUUUAAUAAUAAUAAUUUACAGCUUUUCUUUUUUUGGGUUUGAAUAUAAUUAAUACAGAUUUUUCUUUUUUUUUUCUUUCUAUUAUUUAGUAGUUUAUGGAGUUGGAUGGAGAUAGAAAUGGAUAGAGAUAAUGGCCCUGUGCAAGCAGACAUUUCUACCACCAUAUUCUUCUCAUCUUUGCUUUCACAGAUUCUUGUAGCAUAGUGUCCAUUGAAUCCAGUUUUUGUUUUUUGUUUUUUCCUUUUUCCCCCCCCUCUUCCCUUCCCUUCCUUCCUUUCCUUUCUUGUUGCCUUUAUUCAUUGUGGUGACAUUUAAGAUUAACUAUUCCAUAUCAUUAAUCCCCUUUUCCUGAAUUAUUGCUUUCCUUCUAUGUCUCCAAAACUAUGCACAACUUCUCAACUCUAGCUUCUAACUUUGGAGCCUCUUCCAAGAGUCAAACUUUAGUUAACUAGCAAAUCACUGCUGCCAUAACUUGGAGUUAGUUUCUUCAAUAGUUGGGGUUUGGAAACUCCUGUUCCUGUAUGAUGAGGUACUGUUUGCUUUAGUUUUGAGAAUAUAUCUUUGGUUUGGCCCUCUUGUUCCUUGUGGGUUUUCUGAUUGGUAGAAGACUGGAUAGAAAUCGAAAUUCUGUUUCUGUAAUUGGAGUCAGAAAAGUUGGAUUCUUGGAGGGAUUCCUUCAUUCUUUUGCCUGGUUGUGUUUUUUUUUUUUGGGUGGGAUUUCUCUUAUCUUCCUCAAUUCAGGGUCCUCCUUCUGGCAGGCAAUUUGCUUGGAUAAGAUUAGAAUAAUUUCUUUCGGGCUUCUUAGUCCUUAUCAGUCUUAUUGUCUGCUGAUUUAUGAAGUUCGUUUGGUGGGCGCAUAAUUUCAUUGUAGUUCUUCUGAUUUUAGUUCUCAAGAUUGAAUUUCGUUGCUGCUUCUAGGCCAAAACCGCUGGAGUUUUAUAGGAAAGGUUGACGGGGAAGAAGUCGGUUUGAAGUUCUUUCACAGUUUUACCAGCUGUUAUUAUUCUUCUUUGGAUGAGUCUGCUCCAUGUUAUUGGAUUUGGGCUGAAGGUGGGGCAUCUAAUUUUGAUGCUAUGUUGCUGGUUUGUGUCUUUGAUUUCUUUUGUUUGGAUUAGUAAUGGUGGAGAAAUGACCUCAAAGACUGGUUUCUUAACUGAUGGAGAGCAAAUAUGGGUGAAACUAUGGGAGAAGAUAUCAGGAAAGAGUUUCAUCAAGAUCCAUCAUCAUCCAUAUUAUAUCGGGUCCCAUAAGAAAGGAAUACGAAAUUGGUGGAAGAAGCUUUGGUUUACAUUGAUUGUACUUGGGAUUCUAGCUUCAAUUGGUAACUUUUGGUAUCAAAGCUCACAAGCAGUGGAAAAGAGGAAAGAAACUUUGGCUAGCAUGUGUGAUGAGAGGGCCAGAAUGUUGCAGGAUCAAUUCAAUGUUAGCAUGAAUCACAUCCAGGCCAUGUCUAUUUUAAUAUCAACAUUCUACCACAAUAAGAGUCCGCCCGCAAUUGACCAGACGACAUUUGCAAGCUACACGGAAAGAACUGCCUUUGAAAGACCUCUUACUAGUGGAGUGGCGUAUGCCGUGAAGGUGCUGCAUUCUGAAAGAGAGCAAUUUGAGAAGCAACAAGGUUGGACUAUUAAGAGAAUGGAUGUAAUUGAACAGACCCCUGUUCAUAAGGAUGAGUACUGGUCAGAAAACCCCGAGCCAUCCCCUGUCCAGGAGGAAUAUGCUCCUGUCAUCUUUGCUCAGGAUACUAUUGCACACGUCAUAUCUCUGGAUAUGCUCUCUGGCGAAGAAGAUCGUAGUAAUAUUUUGCGUGCUCGAGAGUCUGGAAAGGGUGUACUCACUGCUCCAUUCAGGUUAAUCAAAUCAAAUCGCCUAGGUGUCAUAUUGACUUUUGCUGUUUACAAGACAGAUCUACCCUCAAAUGCGACGCCAGACGAGAGAACGAAAGCAACUAACGGGUAUCUUGGUGGUGUCUUUGACAUUGAGUCACUUGUAGAGAAGUUACUUCAACAACUUGCAAGCAAGCAAACUAUUCUGGUCAAUGUUUUUGAUACAACGAAUCACUCCAACCCUAUCAGCAUGUAUGGUUCAAGUGUUUCAAAUGAGGGUCUUGAGCAUGUUAGUACCCUUAACUUCGGGGAUCCAUUCCGCAAGCAUGAGAUGCGAUGCAGAUUCAAACAUAAACCGCCUUGGCCAGUGCAAGCAAUGGUGACCUCAUUUGGCAUUCUUGUUAUUGUUUUGCUAGUGGCGCAUAUUUUCCAAGCUACAAUGAAUCGCAUUGCUAGGGUUGAGGAUGAUUACCAUGAAAUGAUGGAGCUCAAAAAACGUGCUGAAGCAGCAGAUGUCGCAAAAUCACAGUUUCUUGCCACAGUUUCGCAUGAGAUCAGGACCCCCAUGAACGGUGUUCUAGGAAUGUUGCAUAUGCUCAUGGACACGGAUCUAGAUGUUACUCAACAAGAUUAUGUAAGAACUGCACAGGGUAGUGGUAGGGCUUUAGUUUCUCUCAUAAAUGAGGUUCUGGAUCAAGCGAAGAUUGAAUCUGGUAAAAUUGAGCUUGAAGCAGUGCGCUUUGACGCUCGAGCGAUUCUGGAUGAUGUAUUGUCACUUUUCUCGGGAAAAUCGCAAGAGAAAGGUGUUGAGUUGGCUGUUUACAUAUCUGACAAGGUACCUGAGAUGCUUAUUGGGGAUCCAGGACGAUUUAGACAGAUCAUUACGAACCUAAUCGGCAACUCAAUCAAAUUUACAGAAAAAGGGCACAUAUUUGUAACUGUUCAUCUAGUUGAAGAAGUGGCGGAUUAUGCUAAAGACGAGACAGAAUCAUGCUCAAGUGAUACGUUGAGCGGGUUCCCUGUAGCCGACAGGCGAGAGAGUUGGAGAGGAUUUAGGUGUUUUGGUCCAGAUGGAUUUCCUUUGCCUGCUUUGCAAGCAUCAUCCUCGACUGAUCAAAUCAAUUUAAUUGUGUCAGUAGAAGACACCGGGGCAGGAAUCCCGUUGGAAGCUCAACCUCGCAUAUUCACUCCCUUUAUGCAGGUGGGCCCAUCAAUUUCCAGAACGCAUGGUGGGACGGGCAUUGGUCUAAGCAUAAGCAAGUGUUUGGUUCACCUCAUGAAAGGUGAAAUCGGGUUCUCUAGUGUACCAAAGAUUGGGUCCACUUUCACCUUUACUGCCAUUUUUGCCAAUGGUUUGUCCAACACAAGUGAGCCGAAGAGUCAACAGACGAAUAGUAAACUAUCAAGCUCUUUAUCUUCAGAGUUCCAAGGCUUGAGGGCAUUGGUUAUUGAUCCGAGAGAUGUACGAGCAAAGGUGUCUCGGUAUCAUCUCCAACGGCUUCGGUUAUUCGUUGAAUUAGUUCCAGAUUUCAACCAAGCUUUUUCAAGAAUAAGCUCUGGGGAUGCUGUUAUAGAUUUGGUUAUCAUUGAACAGGAUGUUUGGGAUAAGGACCUUGCAACGUCAACCCUUUUCUGCCGCAAAUUAAGAGAGGUCGUUAAUAAUACUGUUGUUCCAAGACUCUUCCUUUUAGCUAACUCUAUAAGUUCUUCGCGAGCUUUUGUUUCAGCUUGUGGUAUUUCAACCUCAGCGAUAAUUGCGAAGCCAAUUCGGGCAAGUAUGCUUGCUGCAUCUCUACAGCGUGCCAUGGGUGUAAGUAUCAGGGGGAAUUCACGCAAUGGAGAAACUCCUAGGGUAACUCUGGUCAAUCUGCUUGCCGGGCGAAAAAUCCUGGUGGUCGAUGAUCAUAGAGUAAAUCUUAAAGUAGCAGAAUGUUUCUUGAAGAAGUAUGGUGCUGAUGUUGUCCGAGCAGAAGGCGGUGAGGAAGCUGUCGCUUUAUUGCAGCCACCUCAUCAGUUUGAUGCCUGUUUCAUGGACAUUCAAAUGCCAAAAAUGGAUGGGUUUAAAGCUACUAGGGCUAUUCGUGAGGUGGAAUCGCGAAUCAAUUCUAAAAUCCAAGAUGGAGAACUCUCAGUUGAAGCUUAUGAUAAUGUUUCUACCUGGCAUGUUCCCAUCCUGGCAAUGACGGCUGAUGUGUUCCAAGCUACAAAUGAAGAAUGCCUCAAGUGUGGCAUGGACGGCUAUGUUUCAAAACCGUUUGACGCGGAGCAACUUUACCAUGAAGUUUCCCGCUUUUUUGAUAUUGUAUCAGAUGAAAGCUCCUAAGAUAAUUUCAGCUUGUGAGGGUGUACUCGUUGCAUGGUUAGACUCAAGUACAAGGCAUCUUCGGCUACAAUUAGCUCUGUGGAUUAUUUCCCCUGUAGGUACUUUCCUGGCUGAACUUUUCUUGCAAGUGACUCUUGCCUCCUAUUCAUGCUAUCAAAUUACUAUUCGUUGUAAUUGUUCUUUAGUACUCUCUCUGUCCCAGAAAAAUAGUCCACAUUGUAUUUUUAAAAUUAUACUAGAAACAGCACAAUUUACAAUGUGGACUAAUUUUUCGGCGCAGAGGGAGUACACAUGCCAUUGAUCCUGCUGCAUAUGUAUGUGAUGAUGUUGUUCAUUCUUUUGUUCUUGCUUCUGCAGGAAAUCUUCUUAUUCAUUGGUAUUGGAGUGCUUACUUGGUUCGUUAGAGGAUCUAUGUAGGGUAACCAAUCAAUGGAUCCAUAUAGGUAGCUGAUUCAGUUCCCCUCGCCGACUCCGGUUUGAUUUUUGAGUAGAGAAGAUAGAGAGUACAGACUGACCUGGCUCGAGGAAGUUUUUGGAGAAUCGAGUCUUAUCAUCUAAGGGCUGAAAUGAUCUCGGCAUCCCACAUCCGGUUAAUCCCAAUGUGAGAUGGAGAAAUAAGUUGGGAUGAAGAGGUCUGAUUUCUUUUAAUCCCUCUUUAUCUUCUGCGUCAAAAAUCUUAACAAGUUAUACAUUUCCGAGACUAGCACUUAAUUGGUGUGAAUUUCCGCAUGUCUUGAUAGUUAUACACACUGCAGGAUAGAGAGAAGAAUCAGUAUAUAUAGUUCCUGUAAAUCUCUGCUUAUGUAAUAAUAAAAGCAGCUAGACUAGCCUGUCAUACUCCCACAUGUCCAAUAUACUGCACAGACAUUUGCUCUCGUUUAGAAUGACCAUUGUUUAUUGCCUUAGCCACAACAAAUGUUUCCAUUGUAAAUAAAUAGUUUUUAGUGAAACAGAGCAAAAAUACUGGUUUGGAAGUGUACAAUCUUUAGGUCAUUCAUUAAGCAACUGUGUUUAUCGCUUUUCCCUUGCAACCAAAAGGGCAAUGAUACGGGCCAAUCCAUGUACAGUUGCAGUUUCUCCUCAUUCCAUUUUUUCACGUGUGUUGUAAUUUUAAUUUGUUGUGUAGCUUGAUGGAAUAGAAUGACGAUAUAUGAGCAAUAUAGCCGAUCUUUUUCAGCUUUUGAUAAAGUAGUUAUUGGAUCUUGCCUUGUGUUAGCUGAAGUAGAUUAAAAUGUUGGUGUUGUCAUCAGAUUAGAACAUAUAGAUUGAAGGCAAAGGCACUAGCAAGUAGCAACUCUAGCACUGUCUGUGUUUUCCCGCUUCUUUUUUUUUUUUUUUUUUUUUUGGUUAUUCCCAUUUUACCUUGCCUGAUUUUUUAAUGGUGGACCAGUGUGGGUAGAAAUCCAGGCUGGAAAUUGCUUGGGUUGAUGUGGCUUUCUUGUUUGGGCCACUUCGAGUGGGCCUUACUCCUUAUAGUUUUGCAGAAUAGUGAAUCAUCUCAAUGGUGUGAUAAAACGUGCUGAGCACGAUGAUGAUUGAUGAAGGCGAUGUGGGAUUGGCUGGCACUCACUGACUCACCUGAAAUGACCUUUUGCAGUUUGCGCAGCAAUAAAAAUAUUUUUUAUUCAAUAAAAAUGGCCACCUUCAACGCUGAUAUAAUCUUCUUUUAUUUCAAAACUUGAAAACCCUGUUUCUCCAGUAAGAUGGAAAGGGCCCAACUGAACUGGC
This is a messenger RNA of Oldenlandia corymbosa var. corymbosa, 5997 nucleotides long. The record is from the annotation of a GenBank genome assembly. NCBI's taxonomy places the organism in Eukaryota, Viridiplantae, Streptophyta, Magnoliopsida, Gentianales, Rubiaceae.